Cordyceps fumosorosea ARSEF 2679 is the source of this 1659-nucleotide messenger RNA. RefSeq names its product clock controlled protein. Gene Ontology annotation, molecular function: transcription corepressor activity. The transcript is spliced from 2 exons. Gene Ontology annotation, cellular component: endoplasmic reticulum; nucleus. NCBI's taxonomy places the organism in Eukaryota, Fungi, Ascomycota, Sordariomycetes, Hypocreales, Cordycipitaceae. The record is from RefSeq and is a predicted model, not a curated record. The coding region runs from base 1 to 1659 and encodes 552 amino acids. Gene Ontology annotation, biological process: phospholipid biosynthetic process; regulation of transcription by RNA polymerase II; endoplasmic reticulum unfolded protein response.
AUGGAUAGUCAAACGCUACACCCUCCAGCACCCGACUACUCCGCCAAGCUCCCACCACUGGCGAACCAUGAUAACAACAGAACGCUCCCUUCCCUGAGCUCCAUCGCCGGGCCCCAGCAUCGCCGACACGACUUGUCCAUCGAUCAUUCCGCCAUGGCGCCCAGCAAUUGGACCCCCCACGGCAACACCAUGUCCUACCGACAACCCCCUCCUCAGCCCUCGCGUGCAGAAAGCCCCGUCAAUCCCGAUUUUGACGGCACAAACAGUGUCACCAGUGACGCUUCUCCGGAUAGCCAAAAGGAAGGAACCCCAACAAGCCUCACGCUCGACGAUCCCGACGUCCGCCUUGCCGCUGAAGCCCUAGGCGAUCUCAGAGCUGAUUUCGUCUCAUCCCCUCCCGAUACCUCUGGAGCCAUGAGCCCGCCUCCGCAGAACAUGCACAUUGCCACAACCUCGUCCUCCGCUGCUGGGCCCUCACGGCCACCCAGGCAGGAACCGCUUCUGCAGCUACUAACGACCGCUCACCCUUUCAUUGCCUCCACCGUCUCCAACUACCACAGCACCAAAAACUACUCUCCACGUUUCAAGUCGGGUGCCGAAUAUGUCGAGGGAUACCUCACACCACUCGCCAAGACGGUCAACCGAACCGCUAGAAGGACUGGUGUCGAAGGUGGUGUGCGCUGGUUCCUCGGUGGUCGUCGGCACGCCGCCCCUACCUCAGAACCCGAAUCUGCCCCCAAUUCUAAGAAGCGCCGCAAGGUCGGUGAAAAGGAUGGCCAAGAAACUGAGGAUGGUGUUGCGUCCAACGACACUUCCCCUCCCACCCCCAAGAGCGCUCGUCGCUCUUCUGUGAGCACCAUUGACACGCUGCCUGCAUAUGAUGAGCUGCGUUCACCUGCCUAUAGCGAGACGGCUGGCCCUCCCGCUACAUCCCAGAACCAGGCCGCCUGGCAGACGCGUCUGUUCAUGUCUACUUCUGGCCUCAGCGUCGCCAUGAGCUCUGAGAGUCUCAAGAGCCUCAAGUAUUGCCUCAAGUGGCUGCGAUGGACCAACGGUCGCAUGGACAAGGCUAUUAGCUCCCUUAAGGAUGCUCUUGAGGAAUACGAGGGCGCCUGCAACACGCAGGCGAGACUGGUAGAGAACAACGGCCAAGAAACGGACCAGACUAUGGAGGGAAUCGAGGGUGGCAGCGGCACCAAAACUCCCGAGGAGGCCCGCACCGAAAUCGCCAACCGCAUCCAAGUCAUCAAGACGGAUAUUCUAAAGACACUACAGGAAGUCGUCACCACUGUCUCUAAAUAUGCUGGCGGUGCUCUCCCCGAGAAUGCCAGAAUUCUUGUCCGCCGCCACCUCACCAGCCUUCCCCAGCGUUUCCGCCUAGCCACCAUGAAUGAGAAUCCCAGCAAUGCCAGCAACACCAGCGAUAACAGCCCGGCCCUGCGUGACGGCGCGCAGAAGGUCCUUGUCUUGGCCAAGGAGGGCCUGGACAUGGUGACGCAAAUCACUGGUGUCCUCGACGGGACCAUUGUCAGUGCUGAAGAGUGGUGCGAGCGCAUGGGUAAGAAGUGCGAGAACGAGGACGAGGCCAUGGUUCUCGACGAAAAGGUGGCUUUGGCCGCUGCCAGCGAGCCCUCCAGCGCAGAUGUCAAGAUGGGUUGA